Molecule: messenger RNA, 1660 nt
Organism: Amphimedon queenslandica
Lineage: Eukaryota; Metazoa; Porifera; Demospongiae; Haplosclerida; Niphatidae
Product: collagen alpha-1(XII) chain-like
Exons: 4
Source: RefSeq, a predicted model, not a curated record
GAAAUUAAUUAUAGGAAUAUUUUUUACCCUGUUACGCUUGUUUACAGAAUAACAGGAGUGGAGUCAUUAGAGGAGUCAUUAGAAUGCGAGCUAGCAUGAGUCUUCAUUUCAUUUUCCUGUGGUCUUGGCUAUUCCUUUUUUGCUCUGUGAGAUGUGCAGUGGAUCUUACUACACAGGAAGGGACCAGUGGUUCUGCGAUAGUCGAGGCAAGUAUCGCUAAAAUAUCUCUAGCAUCCAUUUUUACUGACAACGACCAGCAUAUGCUAAGACGUAUUGCCUAUGCAGAAACAAGAGAUGGAGAGGAUUCUGACACGUAUUCAUCCAAUAGAGGGAUUUGGGGAGUUGGAGAGUCAAAAUACUCGGCCACAAAAAAUAGAUUCAAUCCUCAACUUCUACAAAAGUUAAAUAAGAUUAGAGAAACUUUUAAAAUUGACUGGUUGAACACAAAAUGGACUGACCUGAGGAAGCCAUUUUAUUCAGCUCUUGCUGCUCGACUCUAUAUGUAUGUCAUUACUCAUUCAAUUCCAUUAGCGUCGGACAUUAAUGGUCAGGGAACAUACUGGGCUAACUACUUCACAAGCUCUAAUGGUACACAAUCAGAUUAUGUGGCUUCUGUCAAUCGAUUAUUAACUUUGCAAAAUUGCAGUCUAAACGCACUUGAUUUAUAUUUUGUCAUGGAUGCAUCUGGCAGUGUUGGACCAGAUAACUUUGAUCUAAUGAAAGGCUUUGUCUAUGAAAUUACUGAUAGUUUUAAUGUUGGCAGUGAUAGUGUUCGUGUUGGUGUAAUGUCAUACGCAUCAUCCAAUUACUACCAUUUUCAUCUCAACACUUACUCAACAAAAUUAUCUGUACUCAUUGCUAUUAAUAAUUUACCUUACAGUGGUGGGGGCACAUACACAGGACAAGCUUUGGAUGGAAUGAGGACAGUAGGCUUCUCUACAUCAAACGGUGCACGUCCCAGUAGUCAAGGAGUACCACGGGUGGGGAUUGUUAUAACUGGUAGGCAUUCAAACAGUUAUUCAGCCACUAUAACAGCAGCUAAUAAUGUGCACAAUGCUGGCAUCAUUGUUUUUGCUGUUGGCAUUGCUGGAGCAAAUCAAAAUGAGCUCAACGCUAUUGCAUCUCAGCCGUCUUAUGUGUCCUUCCUUUCCUCCUUCAGUUUGACACUACUGAACUCACUUCAGUUUACUCUUAGCCAAGAGUCUUGUGUUGCAUCACCUAAAAUUGAAUUAAAUAGUACUGUUACUGAUAAUAUUGGAUCAGGGCAAACAAAGUACCUUAAUUACCCACUCCCUAAUAAUACUCAAGGCAUUACUGUUGUCCUCAAUGUGACUAAUGGCUCUGUUACAUUGUAUGCAUCAACAGUUGUCUCAACACCAAAUGAAACAUUUCAUGAGUUUAAGCUUGUAACUAAUACAUAUGAAGAUGUAUUUAUUAAUCGUUCGAGCCUAAAUAAUUCUGGAACUGCUGAUACUGUUUUUAUUGCAGUUGAGGGUAAUGGUAUAUCAAACCAAAUGCAAAUCAGUGCAACCCAAGGAGAUACUUCAACUGAACCUGUAGCAAUAGAUGUGUUUCUGAAUCCUAAUAUUUUUAAGAGCUAUGGAGCAACCAUUACUGUUGAGUGCAUUGCCCAUGGAAAACCACAACCUGAUCUGAAUUG